Messenger RNA from Xiphias gladius (swordfish), 1848 nucleotides. RefSeq names its product eva-1 homolog A (C. elegans) (gene eva1ab). The transcript has 4 exons. The coding region runs from base 217 to 789 and encodes 190 amino acids. The record is from RefSeq and is a predicted model, not a curated record. NCBI's taxonomy places the organism in Eukaryota, Metazoa, Chordata, Actinopteri, Istiophoriformes, Xiphiidae.
GACUUCUGUCUCUCUCUUUGUUUUUCUUGUUUCUGCUGUGUUUGACAAGUAUAUUAUGGCUCAUUUUGAAAUUCUGCCUUGACCCCUUGAUUUUCAUUUCCCUCUUUUUCCAGACACCCUCAAGCUCAUCUACUGCUACAGUCUAGGGGAGUCGUGAGGAAUAAACUCCACCGAGCUCUGCAGGAGAACACAGUAAGCUCUAGUCACUGCGAAAUCAUGAGCGUUCCAACAACAGGAGGCCCGAAUGUGGAGGCGAAGGUGGUCUCCCAGGAGAUGGCAUUGCUUAGCAACAUACUGGCAGCUUACACCUUCAUUGCAGACCAACCCGAGCGGACAGCAUUGGUGUUUCUGGGCGGUGUGUGUGUCGGCCUUCUCUUCACACUGUGCGCCAUCGUCUUCCAGAUACACUGUCGAGCAGACUGCAACUACGGAAACAAUAACAACCCUCACCAUCGCCGCAGGAACAGGCAUCAUCACCGUCGCCCUCACAGCUGUCCCCACCACCAGCCCGGUGACAGUAAUCCAGACAGCACUGCUGUUGUUGCGUCUGGAGGGACCGGGCCUGCCGGGGACAGCGAGUCGGAGGACUGGGAUGACACAUCUGACCUGUCGGCACGACGACGCAGGCGCUUCGAGAGAGCUCUGCUGCACGCCACCAUGUUCACAUCAGCCGAGGAGCUGGACCGAGCCCAGCGGUUAGAAGAGCGGGAACGGAUUCUCAGAGAGAUCUGGAUGAACGGACAGCCAGACAUCAGUACAGUCACUCAAAGCCUCAACAGAUAUUACUGACACAAAAUCAGUCAGGCAAGUUGUCAGAAGGACAUGAAGAUGGCAGGCAGAUGGAUAAAAGGUAAAUAAGUCGGUAAACAAGUGAAAUAAAAUGAAAAAAAAAAAACACUGGAUGAAAUGAACAUAAACCCUCGGUUUGGGAGCACUCUCUGCACUGCACCAAAGAGACUCUUACAGAUCAAACAAUUACUGACAGCACUGCCUGGAGCAGUCCCCUCUGCUGUGUAAACAACAAGGAAAACAUAUGAAUUCUGAUGGCUCAAACCUCGAAUACAGGAUGACACUGAAGUGUUUGGAAGAAUGUCCUUGUUCCCCGAAAAUCCAACAAGUAAAGACACAACGGGACCUGCAGAGCGUGGAUUUGCAGGACUGCAGUCAUCAUUUGUUCAGAUAUUAUAUAAAGAAUGAAAAGAAGAGGACUGAAACUCUAGCCUGAGACUUAAAAAAAAUCCCGAGAUGUGUAACUGCUGCCAUGAAGUUACUGUAGGUGAAAACUGUACAAGGGAUUCAAUAACUUUUCACAUUUUUAAACAGAUGCUUUUCAGAAACAUGGAGCUACUGUGGUACAGAGGAGGAACAAGAGGCCUCAUGGAGGCUGCAGCUCUGCUGCUUUUGACGAGUGUAUGGAUCUAAAAUAUUGACACUGUGUUGUUGCACUUUUCUCAGCUCAUCCUUUAUUUGUUUUUAAAAACGCUACGAUCGUGAGCUGAGUACUGGAACCUCUUCGUAAGAUUAGAUUAGGAGGCAAGAGAAACACCAGCUCCAUGUCAGGGUGGAGACACACAUACUGGUGCUCUUACGGCCGCAAGUUUUCAUCCCUAAAUAAACUGAUGAAUGUGCAGUAACGGGCAUGGUUGUGGAGGUUGAAAAUAAAAUGGAGGCAUGCCAUCAAGGAUAACUUGCCUACAACCUGUUAGUAAGUUGUAUCUGUAGGCUUGGGAGCCUAUCAGCCGUAGGUGCUGUCACACAUCUGGACAGCAGGUCAUCAUGUUUGAGACGAUCAUACUGCCUUUCUUUAUUUGGCUCCUGUGAAAAUGAGCUGAAAGAAAAAAAAUUAAU